This is a messenger RNA of Lindgomyces ingoldianus, 309 nucleotides long. RefSeq lists its product as uncharacterized. The transcript has a single exon. Lineage: Eukaryota; Fungi; Ascomycota; Dothideomycetes; Pleosporales; Lindgomycetaceae. The record is from RefSeq and is a predicted model, not a curated record. The coding region runs from base 1 to 309 and encodes 102 amino acids.
AUGGCUAGGGUCAUGAGAUACGAGAACCUCAAGGAAGCACGAGCGAAGCGUAAUGAGGAAGAGGCUGCUUUUGAGAUUACAGACAAGGGAAACCGUGGUCGGAUGCUGGUCGACAAGGGCGCUGAGAUGGGCGCACAGGGUGGACAGUACAGCAACGCACUCCACGCGGCUUCAUCUGGAGGCCACGAGGCGACUGUGAAGACGCCGCUCAACAAGGAAGCCCGCACACGCUAUGAGGAACGCCGUGCCAAUACCGGACUAACUUCGUCCAUUUCUCCUGAGGGCGAGGAGAGGAUGAGAGGACGAUGA